Molecule: messenger RNA, 875 nt
Organism: Erythranthe guttata (spotted monkey flower)
Lineage: Eukaryota; Viridiplantae; Streptophyta; Magnoliopsida; Lamiales; Phrymaceae
Product: CASP-like protein 1E1
Source: RefSeq, a predicted model, not a curated record
CAACUUCACAAACUUUCUUAUAUAUAAUUAUAAACAUCUUAAAAAUCCGAUUUUAGUUUUCAGGAAUAAAAAAUUAAAUAUAAAGGAAAAAGAAAAAAUGGAAUCUGAUCAAAACAGGGUUGGUAGCUAUGGAGGAGGAGUGACUGGAAGUGGUGUUGGUGGAGAGAAAGAAUGGGCGGUGGCCAAGAAGAGAAAAAAUACGAGACGGUGGAAUUUGAUUCUGAGGGUUGCUGUGGUGGUGCUCAGCCUAGCGGCAGCGGUGGUUCUUGGCUUCGAUAAGCAGACCACCACGGUGGCGCUGAAGCUGGUUCCCGCUCUGCCCGCGGUGAAUGUUCCGGUCACGGCUGAGUGGCAUCACUUGUCUUCUUUUGUGUACUUUGUGGUGGUGAAUUCAAUAGUAUGUGUGUAUGGAGCAAUCUCAUUACUCUUGAUAUUGGCAAGUGGAGGUAGAAAGAAGAGAUUUAUUUCUGCCACGAUUCUCGUUUUCGACCUAACGAUGGUGGCGCUGCUCUUUUCGAGCAUCGGAGCAGCGUUAGCGGUGGGCCUUAUAGGGCUCGAAGGCAACUCCCACUUGCAAUGGAACAAAGUUUGUAAUGUGUUCGGAAGAUUCUGCCGCCAGGGCGGUGUUGCAUUGGGAUUCUCCGGUGCCGCCUCGUUGGUUUUCUUCUUGUUGGUGAUCUUGAACCACCAUAAGAAAACCUAGGCUGCCUCGAAAUGUGACCUAUAUAUAAAGCGAGCGACUACAUUGUGUUAGUUUUCGUCCUUUUUUAUAGACUGGUUAAAUGGGGGUUUUCCGAUGUUAUAGUCGGUGAGUUUCUCCGGAUAUGCUUAUACGUGUUGACGAGACUACGUAAGAAAGUACUUCAUUAUUACCA